Messenger RNA from Sclerotinia borealis F-4128, 1092 nucleotides. The record is from the annotation of a GenBank genome assembly. NCBI's taxonomy places the organism in Eukaryota, Fungi, Ascomycota, Leotiomycetes, Helotiales, Sclerotiniaceae.
AUGCCAGAGUUCAACGCAUUUACAGAGGACGAGGUGAAGGGAGCUGAAGAUUAUAACCAUUACAACGGACAGCAUGAUGGAGGAUCAACUACACAAUUACAAAAUAUAGAAAGACGAGAUACAGAACAUGUAUCGAAGACAACAAACACGGCACUUCAACCGCCAAACUCAUCAACGAACAAUCUUCAAACACCGAGUGAAAAUUCAACACCCUCACAAACCUUUGGGAUAAGAGAACCACUACCUCCUUUACAUACACCACAUCGAAGGAGGAAAAUGAAAUUAUGGAUCGGUCUCAUACUCAUAACACUUGACCUAGCUUGUCUUCCAAUUACAUAUUACUAUGCUCUGAAUUUUGGCACAACAAUGAAGUUGCAACAUAUCUUUGCUAUCAUAACAGCAGUAUAUGGAAUGAUCAGUUUCUCACAUUACGGUUUCCGAUCGCUAAAACUCUUUCGCGCAAAGACAGCGCCGAGAUGGAGGCCAGUAGGAUGGACCAAGUGGGGAAUGCUUGAAUUCUUGCACAUUAACUUUAUGAUUGCCAUCACUUUCGUAGAGAUUGAGCUAAUAAUAGGAACCAUUCCACAUAAUCCAUGGGUCCGCCUAUGCGCCAUGCCUUCUCCGACGAUAUGCUAUUGGUUCGGAUUCAUGUUUACAGCAUCUGCGAUUCAAACCAUGCGGAAAAAGCAAUUGCCGUUCAACAUGUCAUCGACCGAGAAAGGGAAACUUUGGCGUCCCGCAUUAUUGGCCAUCAUCGAAGAUGCCGGUGGAGUAGAAGGUCAAGGAGGAGUUGUAUAUCGAAGCAAUGUGAUGAAGAGAUACGAAGUCAGCCCGAUAUUUCGACGGAUGAUGUUGGUCUUGACGUGGUUUUGGGGCAUCGGUCUCAUAUGUAUUGCGAUUAUAUCGACAGUCAUUAUAAUGACAUUACCCGAAAAUAUCGGAUUUGGAGUCGGUUGGGGAUUGCCAUAUCUCUGGGGCUUCGUCUGGGUCUGCCUCACAAUGAUAUUUGUGAAAAUGCAAUUGCAAAAGGAGAAAAGCCAUUGGGAGACGAAGGACGCAGGAGAGGGACAAGCCGUGGCCGAGUUUGCUUGA